Penicillium olsonii is the source of this 1428-nucleotide messenger RNA. The record is from the annotation of a GenBank genome assembly. NCBI's taxonomy places the organism in Eukaryota, Fungi, Ascomycota, Eurotiomycetes, Eurotiales, Aspergillaceae.
AUGUCUCUAUCCAAAUUUAUUUCAAAAUCGGCCGUCCGAGCGGCAUCCACCUCGGCCCAGACGACCAAAGCCGCCGGUGAUAUCUCAUCCGUCUUUCCUAGUUUGAGACCCGACUACAAGCCUGAGCCCCUCCCACCACGCUUCCAGGAGCUCAAGCGAGAGAUCUUUGAAAAAAACAAGGAUGCCUUGACGAGAAGUUGGGAACGUUUGCUCCCUAGCUUGGAGGAAGAAGUGCAACGGAUCAAAGCUCUUGGCAGCGAUAUCAUUCCUUCAAUUGAGUAUGCCGAUGUGGUGUCUGGAAAAGUCUCCGAGGCGGCACUGAAAGAGAUCCGCCAUCGGGGUAGCGUCGUGGUGCGCAAUGUGAUCCCUCAAGAUCAGGCCCUGGAGUACAAGCAACGAAUCCGCGACUAUGUGGCUGCCAACAAAGAGCGCGUGAAAGCUUUCCCCGCCGACUCCCCAGCUGUCUAUGAGCUCUACUGGACCCCCUCGCAGGCAGAGGCCCGUGGCCAUGACAACAUGCUCAACACGCAACGCUUCAUGCAGCAGUUGUGGCACUCUUCAGAUCCCAAUAGCAAGAUCUCGACUACUCACCCUCUGACAUAUGGAGAUCGUCUGCGAAUUCGUGAUCCAGGUGAUUCAAAGUUCACUCUGGGUCCACACAUCGACGGUGGCUCCCUCGAACGUUGGGAAGAUCCAGAGUACGCCCGAGUGUACACCAAGAUCCUGGAGGGCAACUGGGAGCAGUACGAUGCGUGGGAUGCCCGACACCGUCUAACCGCCAACAUGGAUCUGUACAACGGCGCCGGAGCCUGCUCGAUGCUGCGCUUUUUCCAGGCUUGGCUCUCCAUGUCCCACACCAAGCCCGGCGAGGGCUCUCUGCACGUUUGCCCCAUGAUCAACCACAGCACGGCAUACACUAUCCUGCGACCCUUCUUUGAGACCGAAGGAUCCAAACCGAUGCUAGACGCUACCUUCCCUGGAUCUGUGCCUGGUGCCUGUCAAGAGUACAACCCGGUCACACACCCCCAUCUCGACCUUGAGGCCACCAUGGUCUCGGUGCCGGAAGUGGCACCGGGUGACUUUGUGGCGUGGCACUGUGAUUCCCUGCACUCCGUGGACAAGGAGCACCGCGGAAAGCAUGACUCUAGUGUGCUGUAUAUCCCGGCGACUCCACUGUGCGACAUGAAUGUCGACUACCUCCUGAAACAGCGUCAGGCUGCCCAGAGCUAUUCCCCUCCCUGGGACUUCCCUGGUGCCGGAGGCCCCGGCGAGUCGGGCUUCAAGGGUGCUACUGAGUGGUCUUCGCUGAGCCCCAAGGCCCAGCGUGCCAUGGGCAUGGGCAACACACCUUGGGAAAUUACCGAUGCUAUGAGUGAAGGUGAAAAAGAGGCGAUUCGGUCGGCCAACAAGGCCUGUUUCGGAGUAUGA